ACAUCAUUCUUUCAAGUUUCAACCUUCAUUUGAAGUCUACAAAAAUGGAACUUGAACUGGCCCUUUCUCUCUCUUCAUCAGCUUCUUCUUCAUCUUCAUGUUUUUCACACUUUGAUCUCAACAAUUACAGCUAUGGUAAUGUAGAAGCAAAAGAAGUGUUUGAGUGCUUGAAAAUGCACCCUUUGAAGAAGAUGAAGAAGCCUUGUAUCAAUAGUGAUGCUUAUAAUGGCUUCCAUGUACCUCAAACAUUGCCUCUUCUUUUCUGCAACAAAAGUAACCAAGAACAUGAUGUCAAUGAUGAUGCCAUUAAUGACGUUGAAUCCACAUUUAUAUUCAUAAAUCACAAAACUAAGGGAGAGGAAAACGGUGUGGUUGGGUGGCCGCCGGUGAAAUCAAGUAGGAAGACGCUUUGCCACCGUGGCGGUUGGGGUGGAGGGUCAAAGUCAACGUAUGUUAAGGUGCAAAUGGAAGGAGAUGGGAUUGCAAGAAAGAUUAACCUUAAUCUACACCAUUCUUACAACACACUCGUCCACACCUUAGCCCAAAUGUUCGGGAAGUGUAAUGAAGAUGUGAAACUAACGUAUCAAGACAAAGAAGGCGACUGGUUGCUUGCCGGAGACGUGCCUUGGGGAUCGUUUGUGGAAAACGUUAAGCGUCUAAAACUAGUGAAGAAAACUUGAUGAUGGAUUGACAAAGAUAGAAGACCAUACGUGGUCGUUUUGCAUGAACUUGUGCUAGAAACAUGAGAAAAUGGAUGGGAAAUAUAUAAAUGUGUGUUAUGAAUACAAUGUUUUGGCUAGUUUUGUGAGGUUUUGUUUUAAUGGAUUCAGUCUUUUAUUUA
Molecule: messenger RNA, 841 nt
Organism: Helianthus annuus (common sunflower)
Lineage: Eukaryota; Viridiplantae; Streptophyta; Magnoliopsida; Asterales; Asteraceae
Product: auxin-responsive protein IAA28
Exons: 4
Coding region: 45-680 (211 amino acids)
Biological process (GO): regulation of DNA-templated transcription
Cellular component (GO): nucleus
Molecular function (GO): protein binding
Source: RefSeq, a predicted model, not a curated record